Messenger RNA from Cavenderia fasciculata, 4113 nucleotides. It is a transcript of the gene yakA, whose product is annotated as protein serine/threonine kinase. Gene Ontology annotation, molecular function: ATP binding; protein serine/threonine kinase activity; protein tyrosine kinase activity. NCBI's taxonomy places the organism in Eukaryota, Evosea, Eumycetozoa, Acytosteliales, Cavenderiaceae. The record is from RefSeq and is a predicted model, not a curated record. Gene Ontology annotation, biological process: peptidyl-serine phosphorylation; peptidyl-threonine phosphorylation. Bases 1 to 4113 code for a protein of 1370 amino acids. Gene Ontology annotation, cellular component: cytoplasm. The transcript has 7 exons.
AUGACAUCCAUAGAUACGUUACCACUAGCGACGACACCUACCACAACAACGACAACCACAACAACAAUCAUGACUACAACAAAGAACCCUUCAUCCAACGACUCACCACCGUUAUCAUCAGCAUCUACAACAACAACCACAAUCAUUGCAGCUUCCUCAUCAUCAUCAACAACAACUCCUACUUCAUCUUCAUCUUCAUCAUCCGCCGCUGCCGCCACUUCAUCAUCAUCAUCCUCUACAGCACAUCGUCGAACACAUUCUAGGAAUAUUAGCAUUGGUGGUGGAAAGAACGUAGCUACCUUGCAUGACUAUUCCUUUUCAUAUCUAUCUAAACAACCUAAUAAUAAUAACAACAACAACAACAACCUACAACAACUAGAAGAACAACCGAAACAAAAGUCAACAAAGCAAUCGAGUAAUAUUACACCUCAUAAAGGGGCAACCAUUAAAAUCACAAGAGAUCUAUUACAACUUUAUAAAAUAUGUAAUCCCAAGUUUAGUUAUAUAUCGACAUUGAAUCCACGAAGAGUAUUAACGCAUCCAUCCGAAGGAGUAUCUAAUUUUGGUCAUGAUAAUGGAAACUCUGAUUUGAUCAUUUAUGUUGGAGAUAUUAUUGGUUCAAAUUAUAAUCAAAGAUUUAAAGUAUUGGAUUCACUUGGACAAGGAACAUUUGGACAAGUUGUAAAGUGUCAAAACAUAGAUACAAAUGAAUUGGUGGCAGUCAAGAUAUUAAAAAACAAACCUGCAUAUCACCAUCAAGGUGGUAUAGAAGUGCAAAUGUUAAGAUUGGUAAGGAGUUUAAUUUAUCCAAAUACUCUACAUAGAAGAUCAAUGUUAAACACUCAAUAUGAUCCUGAAGACAAAUCCAAUUUAUUAAGAUUAUUGGAUGAUUUCAUAUUCCAGGAUCAUUUAUGUAUAGUGUUUGAAUUGUUAAGCGUUAAUCUUUUCGAAUUGAUCAAACAAAAUAACUUUAGAGGAUUAUCAACCAAUCUCAUCAAAGUAUUUCUUAUUCAAAUUUUGGAUGCACUUGUUGUUUUAUCAAGAGCCAAUAUGAUUCAUUGUGAUUUAAAACCAGAAAAUAUAUUACUUCAAUCUGUCAAUUCACCAAAUAUUAAAUUAAUUGAUUUUGGAUCAGCAUGUUUUGAAAACAAUACAGUUUAUACAUACAUACAAUCGAGACAUUAUAGAUCACCAGAAGUGUUGACAAAUGUUGGAUAUACAGGUUCAAUAGAUAUUUGGUCGUUGGGAUGCAUAUCGGCAGAACUCUUUUUAGGAUUACCAUUGUUCCCAGGUACCUCUGAAUAUAACCAAAUAUGUAGAAUCAUUGAUAUGAAAGGUUCUUUUUCACAGGAACUAUUGGAUACUGGAAAAAAUACACUUCACUAUUUUAAUAGAUCGAUUGAAAAUGGAAAAACUGUCUAUACUUUAAAAACUGAAGAAGAAUAUUCAAGAGAAACAAAUCAAACAUUACCACAAUCAAAGAAAUAUUUUAAUUAUAAAACGCUACCAGAUAUCAUUCAAAAUUAUACUUUUAAGAAAAAUAUAUCUCCUUUGGAACUUGAAAAAGAAAAACAAAAUAGAUUAGUUUUUACAGAUUUUGUUAGUGGUUUAUUAAAUUUAAAUCCAAAUGAAAGAUGGACAGCAGCACAAGCUAGAGAUCAUCCAUUUAUUACUGGUGCGACAUAUACAGGCCCAUUUAUACCAGAUCCAGCAAAGAAAAGAGUUGUUUCAACACCUCCAAGACCAAUACAUCUUACACCUCAAUACCAUGGAAUCGGUGGAGGAGCAGGGUCUUCACAGCAGGCAGCUGGUAGCUUUGGCAAGAAGCUUAGUAUGGGUAUCCCGAUUGGAUCGCUCAAACAAAUGUCAAACGAUCAAUACAAUUUCCCAGAAUCCUAUUCACCUCGUGGACUAUAUGGUGCCAACCCGUAUAAUGCCAACCCAACAACAGCAUCUUUGGCUUUGGGUCAAAGCCCUUCGCUGUUUGGUGGUAAUCCAACCUACUAUUUGAUGGGAGGUGGGGCUGGAAGUGCAGGUGGUGCAUCGACACCAGGCUACUUUCCAAAUAGUUGGGGUGAUGGCCUCAGUACAAUGGUCAAUAGCAAGCGUGGUAGAUCAAAGAGUGAUGCUCCAACAGGUCAAAAUAAUAAUAACAAUAAUAAUAAUAAUAACUAUCAGCAGCAGCAACAACAACAACAACACAUGUUACCACAUAUAAUGAGUGGAAGUUCUGGUAAUGAUCUACUUCCGCCGGUAGAGAAUGAUGGCAAUGGUGGUGGAUUGGCUUCAUCAUCUUCAUCAUCGUAUCAACUUGGCGAUAAUGACAAACCUCCCAUUUAUCCACUCAACUCACCACAGAGAAAGCGGUCACAGUCGGGUCAUGUGCAGCAGCAACAACAAGAUCCAUAUGGAGGGUAUCCCCCACCACCCAUCACUUUUAUUCCUCGCAUACAUCUUGAUCAUGGUGUUCCACCAUCGCAUUACAACAAUUCAAAUAGAUUUAGAUCGCAUAGUUAUGGCGACCAACAAUACCAGCAACAACAAUAUCAACAAAUGCAACAGCAACAUCAACAACAACAACAACAACAGAUGAACAAUUUAAAGAUACACAAUUCCCCAACCUUGUUGCAACAUUCUGCUCCUCAGAUUUUCGAGCACCCACAUCACUAUGGAAGAUACCAUCAUCAACAACAUAUGCAGCAACAACACCAAAUGAUUGGGCAGUCACCACCUUCCCACUCACCUCCUAUCCCACAGUCUCCUCACCAACACUUUACAUCGCACAGCGUUCCACUCACCCCACAGCUGCUGUCGAGCCAGCCCCCCUCCUCAUCUGUCGCGGCCAUGAUGCAAGACCCCACGCUCAGCCCCGCGCUCAUGUCUCUGGGAGGCGACAACUUGAUUUACGAUCGAUCACCAUCCGAGGAAAUGUUGUUCCCACUCGAGGUGACUCCACAACUAACUUCACAGCAACAAAAGCAACAAAAUGGUGGUGGAAAUCAAAACUCUAGUCCUGUGGGCAAUCGGUAUCAGCAACAGCAACAACAGCAUCAACAUUACAACAACAACAACAAUAAUAAUAAUGGUGGUGGUUGGAAGAUGGAUGACAUGGCAAGUGGAUUUAAUGGAUUACAAAUUGGCGACGGUAGUGCACCCGGAAAUUGGAUUCCAUCUAGUCCCUACAUGAUUCCUCCGUUUUCGAUCCAAGGAUCAAAUGACGGCUCCUCCUAUGACGAUCCGUCGAUCAUUGGAUUCAGCCCGUACGUCACGCCAAUGGACUACCGCAGACAACAAAUAUUUCAAUCGCCUCCCUCGUCGUACAACAGUAAUAGUGGUGCCAUGGGUGGUGGCAGCUUUAAACAGUCACCUCCCACCUCUAAUCGAACCUUUAACGAAUUAAACUCUAGCUCAUCUAACCUUACAUUUACUAAUAACAACAAUAACAGCUCGAAUCAACAUUACCAUAGCUUCAACAACAACACCAACAAUUUUAACAAUCAUUUCUCAACAUCCCAUCCACACUCUAAUUAUUCCGCACCUUCCAAAUCAAACCAACCCCAACUUUUACAACAAUCACCUCCAACAAACUUUGGAAUUUCAGCUGGUCUACAACAACAUCAACAACAGCAGCAGCAGCAACAACAACCAAACAAAACCAUUAAAAACAGGCCAAGAAAUGAUGCCUUUUCAAGGACUUCUCCUCCUUCUACCAGAUCAUUGCAGCAUCAAUCACCAAGUAAAUCAAUGUCUUUCCAACAACAACAACAACAACAACAACCUCAACAAUCAACACUUUCACCAAAUACACCACCUUUUAUUCCUCAAUCACAUACACAACAACAACAACUUUAUAAUAUUCAUUCAAAGGAAAGAACUGAAAUUUUACAUCAACAACAACAACAUCAACAUCAACAACAUCAACAACUUCAACAACAACAACAACAACAUCUCCAGCAAUUUCAACAAAAACAACAACAACAACAAACUUUACAGCAACAACAACAACAACAAAAUUUACAGCAACAACAACAAAUUGAUGAUCAAAAUCAAGCCAAUAAUCAGAAUAGAAAGCUUUUCAUUGGAACUUUUAGGGAUACUUCGUCACCUCCAUAA